Molecule: messenger RNA, 4989 nt
Organism: Brienomyrus brachyistius
Lineage: Eukaryota; Metazoa; Chordata; Actinopteri; Osteoglossiformes; Mormyridae
Gene: slc16a10
Product: solute carrier family 16 member 10
Exons: 6
Coding region: 318-1811 (497 amino acids)
Biological process (GO): transmembrane transport
Molecular function (GO): monocarboxylic acid transmembrane transporter activity
Source: RefSeq, a predicted model, not a curated record
CAAUACUGCUUGUCACUUGCAAGCAGGCUGCAAUAAGUGGGUACACUUAAAUUAGAUGGAAUUCAUAUUUUGUUUUGCAUUUUCUAACAAGAUAUAUUCGACACGAAAAUAAGCAUUAAAGUGCGUUGACUGAUGUGAGGAACACAUUAAAAUAAUUCAGAUCACUGCUUUAUGUUUUAAGUUCGCUACCUGCUUGUAGAGUACACAUUGAGGCGGCCAAAAGGCUUAAAUCAAUUUCAUUUAGUGCUGCUAUUAUAUGCAUUUUACUGCAACAGUACUCAGCAGAAGAGCGGCGUGAGAAGACUGGAAGAAGCAAUAUGACAGACAAUGAUUGUGCUACAACAAAAGACGCGGUCGACACCAUGCCCACGACGAAGCGCGAAGGGGUAACGGAGGACACGAGGGAGAAUGGGGAGAGCAAGGGGACCACCACGGAGAAGGUCCCCGAGGCUGCCACAAAAGAGUUCGAGCACCCCGAAGGAGGAUGGGGAUGGGUGGUCAUGCUGGCUGCAAUGUGGUGCAACGGAUCGGUGUUCGGGAUCCAAAACGCCUUCGGCAUCCUAUACAUGUCCCUUCUAAGAGAGUUCGGCUCCCCCGACGACGAGGACCUCAGGUUUAAAACAGCAUGGGUGGGCUCUAUCUCCAUGGGUGUGAUCUUCUUCUGCUCCCCCAUCGUCAGCAUCUGCACUGACCUGGUGGGCUGUCGGAUCACCGCCGUGGCCGGUGCCGCCGUGGCCCUGGUGGGGCUGCUGGCAAGCUCCUUCGUCUCAUCCCUGGGCGCCAUGUACUUCACCUACGGCAUCGUGUUCGCCUGCGGCUGCUCCUUCGCCUACCAGCCGAGCCUCGUCAUCCUGGGCCACUACUUCAAGAAGCGCCUCGGCCUGGUCAACGGCAUCGUGACGGCGGGUAGCAGCGUCUUCACAAUCUCGCUGCCCUUCCUGCUGUCCAUGUUGCUGGAUCGGGUGGGGCUCGCCUACACACUACGGGCCCUCACCGUCUUCAUGUUCAUCCUCAUGCUGGCCGGCUUCACCUACAAGCCGCUGUUCCCCAACCCGUCCGUUGCCAGCAAAACCGGCCGGCGCUUCCCGCCCAUGAGCAAGAUCUUCAACAUCAGAAUCUGGAAGUCCUUGGGCUACCGCAUCUGGGCCUUUGGAAUCCCCGCCGCGCUCUAUGGAUACUUUGUGCCCUACGUUCACUUGAUGAAGCACGUGACGGAGGUGUUCGGAGAGAACGCCAACAAGGAGGUGCUGCUCAUGUGCAUCGGCAUCACGUCCGGCGUGGGUCGCCUCAUCUUCGGCAGAGUCGCCGACUACGUCCCCGGUGUCAACAAAAUUUUCCUGCAGGUGUCCUCGUUCCUGGUGAUCGGCCUCAUGUCCAUGAUGAUCCCGCUCUGCAGAGUCUUCGGCGGGCUCAUUGCCGUUUGCCUUCUCAUGGGCCUCUUUGAUGGCUGCUUUAUCUGCAUCAUGGCUCCCAUCGCCUUCGAGCUCGUGGGGGCCCAGGAUGUGUCGCAGGCCAUUGGCUUCCUGCUGGGCAUGAUGUCCGUGCCAAUGACAGUGGGGCCACCCAUUGCAGGUUAUCUGAGGGACAGGCUGGGCUCCUACGACGUAGCCUUCUACCUGGCCGGUAUCCCUCCUAUCGUCGGAGGGGCUUUGCUGUGCCUCAUCCCCUGGUUGGAGGCCAAGCGCAAGAAGAAGGCAUUCGAGACUGAGAAGGAGGCCGUGCAGACAAUGCUGGAAAGCAAGAAUUUCAGCAAGUGUCCAGCAGAUGGGGGCAGUGAAGACAAGAGCUCAGACCCAGAAUCUGUCAUUUGAAUCGGAAAUACUGACACGCACAUAAACAUCCAAAUAGACAUAUACACAUACAAACAUUCAUACAUGCAAUCAAUCGAGCAUCAAAAUAGUGUUUUUUUUUUUAAAGAAAGCUGCUUUUGCAGGACAACUAGAGGGAGAAGUACUACCACAUCGGUGUUACCUAGUGAUGGACAAUGUGACGCUUCAUGAACCAUUAGCUGGAUUUUUGACCACUAGGUAGUACGCAUUGUCCAAAAAGGGCUUAAAGCAUGCACCAAAGCAAACCAAGAGCACCAUCUAGUGGUGUCAAAAAAUGUAGCAAAUGGUUCAUUAAGUGUCAUUUUGUCCGUUACUAGUGUAACCUAUUUAAUUGCACAACCGUUUCUAAAUGAGUGUGAUUCUAAUACCCUAUGCAUUGCAAUGCUUUUCCGAGUGGCAUAUGCCUACUGAAAACAUUAAUGCCUUUAAAGCUUGCUUAUAUAUAACAAAUAUGAAGCCUUGGAGUACAUUAAAUAUCAGCCUCAUAGCACUGCAUCCUUGUUAACUUGUUUUUGAAAGGAACAUUAGGAAGCCAUUACUUUAAAAACACUUAUCCUGCAAUGCUCAACCCAGUAAUACACUAGAUCAGUGGUUCUCAAACCUGGUCCUCGGGACCCACUGCCCUGCUUGUUUUCCCAACUAUCCCUGCCCUACACAUGGCUGAUUACCUGGAUCAGGUGUGUUCAGUCAAUCAGAAGCUGAAAGACAGCUGGGACUUGUGUGUGGGGCAGGGAUAGCUGGAAAACAAGCAGGGCAGUUGGUCCCGAGGACUGAGUUUGAGAACCACUGUACUAGAUAAUAAGUUCCUAGUCAGAUGUGUCAUAAGGCCAACCAAACACUUUCCGUGGAAAGAGUGGAAAAUGAAUGUUGUGCAUUUCUGUGGCCAAAGAGAUUGGAACUAGCUGCUAAGUUAGCAGUUUAAGCUUGGUGUGUUGGAGACAGCUAUGAACCAAAUCCAGAAGAGCUGAAACAGAGUUUGAGAUGUGAUUGUGAGGUAAAUUGGGCUGAUUUAAGGCUUAGCUGAGAUGUGGCCAGUGGGCGUGAUCCCACUAGAGAACAAUGUUGCUUAUUCAUCUAAGCAAAUGAACUCUGUUUUUGGGAAUACUUUUUAAAAAACCAACUUAUGAAUGUAUCGUUAAUUUGCAAAAUAACUGGGCAUAGAGUAUUGCUUCAGAGAAGUGAAUUACAAAAUAUCAAUGGGAUUUUGUUAUUUUUAUGAAACUGGUGCUGUGAUAUACUAAGCAGCUUUUAGCAGAACAGUCGGUCUCACUAUGAUAAACACGUUAAGGGAACAUACAUGCAUCACCUCUGUAGGCGUUCUGCAUGUAUAUCUUCCCAGCUGUUAAAAACUCAAAUUUCACAUUUGUGGGGGUUUUCCCCUUCCGUUAUGCAGUUGAAAAUCCAGUUCAGUGCCAGUUCAUUUUUUUUUUAAAUCACUGUUUCACUGAAAUGUUAGCUGAUGCAAAGAAAGCGUGUUUCUAUGGUUGACUUUCUAUGCCUGGUUUCUCUAUGCAAUGUAGAUGUAGAUGUCUCCAUGCUGACUGACAUGGGCACUUUUACGGGAAACAGUGAAUGGAUGAAGUUGUACAUUCAGUCACUAAGUACAUACGAUAUUUAAAGGUGUGUAAUCUAAUACCCUUAAUACAUCACUUUUCCAGUGAUACCACUUCAUAGUCUACCUCAGAAUACUUGGGCAAUCUUGGGAUAUUUAUCUUAAACACCAAAGGGCACCGCUGUGAGUCACAAUUUCAUUCCAUUUUGUAAAGUCUGACAUUCAAUCUCACUACUAACUUUCAAUUAUUGAUGUUUUUGGGCCAACAUUUGACCCCCUCCUCACACCUCCCAUUGUAAUACGCUUUUAAUUCAGCAGACAUUCAACAACCAAUGCCUGAAAGGUUAAAAUGCAAUCUAAGGAAAUUGUAUGUAAAAUCCCAAAACAGAUUUAUUUUUUUCUAUGAAACAGCACCAUUACACUUUCAAUAUCCUGCAGCGUUAUAUAGUAUGGAACUUCAGCUGCAUGAAUAUUUGGAAUGUGUGCAUUUUACUAUAAUGCAUUAUAUUUGAAAUAAACCAUUUACCAUUCAUUUUUGUGAUAGUCUGGGCUUAAACUGUGUAAUGAGCUAUGAAUAUAAGCAUUAUUAUUAGUAUAUUUAUUAGUGUUUCCUGAUAGUAUUUUGAGGAAAAACACGGAAUAUCAUGGAAAACCCCUUAUAUACUUGUGAUCUAUUUGUACAACAGAUCCUUUUAUAUGUAUGUUAUAUAACGAUACAUAUAUGUUUAUCUUAUUCUGCUCAUGUUGUUUAUUUAUGUACGUUAUCUUUCUGACUUACAGUGUUUUCAUUGAAGAGUAGAAUAGACAUCUCGUUGUGUUAAUGUUCAGUAGCACCUCAAAUGUUAAAGUAUUUCAUAAACAUUCACUCAGAGCUUUGUAACGAAGUUGGCCAAAUUCUAGUUUGCAGCGCAUUGUUGGAAACAGCGCCCUCUGCUUGUGGAGGAGCACCAAUACCCUUUUUUUCUGUCAGAUUAAAUAUUUCAUUCACACUAUCAAUCCAAAGAUUUAAAUGUCAAGCGUUACUUUAAAACAAGUAUAGUAUAUAUAUUAGAAAUUUAGAUGUUUCGAAAAAUUUCUUUAUAUUUUUUUGAAAGAGAAUUGCUAACUACCAAAUAAGAUUAUAUAUUGGGAAUAGUAUAUAUUGAGAAUACAAGGAAUAUUCUGUUAACGCCAUAUUGUGUGAAAUUGAAUCUUUUCAAUAGCUUAUAUGUUUCUUUUCUCAGCUGUAUCCAAUAAGAAAAAAAAUAUCUAUUCUAAUGCAUUUAAGAAUCUGGACGUACAUAUUUGGGUUUUCUGUCGCUGUGCACUGAUUAAAGUGCUACCCAAAUUCCCUGUCACGCAAGGUUGUUGGGUUAUUUUCAUCAUUUUUUGUGCCUUAAAGCUUUCCCUGAGCAUUUACGUGUGACAUGGAAAACAUAAGUAUUUGAAAAUCACGACAUAUUUUGUAUUAACUUUCAAGUCCCUAAUUCCUGCAUUUGUAUCUUUUUGCUGAUUGCAUCAUUUUUUUUAAUGGAAUUUUCUAGUAUGCAAUGUACAUGUCCGCAGAUUGUAUUCCGAUUGUACGAUCACUUGGUUAAAGAGUAAAGAAUUGAUAAAAUUUUUUCAUAA